UUUAAAUGGUUAAAAGAAAUAGCCUCCAGACUAAUCCCUUCAAAUCAAUCAAGCUGUUAUAUCAUUGAUAUCUCUGUCCAUCUUCCCCUUCUCCUCUCCUCUGUAACAAUAACGACAACAAAUUUUCUUUUUCUCUGCGGCGGCCUGUUUUCUUUUUCUCUUGAUGGGUGCCACUUUCUCUGCUUUAUUUUUCGACCCAAGUGGGUCUGGGCCUUCUGUUUCGGUGCCAGCGAAGCCGGGUCUGGGUGAUUUGCCGGAGAGUUGUGUGGCUUCAAUUAUUGCCUAUUUGGAUCCGCCGGAGAUUUGCAAAUUGGCUAGGCUGAAUAGAGCUUUUCGUGGCGCUUCUUGGGCUGAUUUUGUUUGGGAAUCGAAAUUGCCUUCAAAUUAUCAAACUUUAAUUGGCAAAGUGCUUGGUGAUCUCAAAGAAAACAUGGGUAAAAGAGAGAUUUAUGCCAGGCUAUGUGGUACUAAUACCCUUGAUGGUGGCACAAAGAAAGUUUGGCUCGAUAAGAGUAGCGGUGGUGUGUGUUUAUCAAUUUCUGCAAAGGGCUUAGCAAUCACUGGUAUUGAUGAUAGGAGAUAUUGGAAUCAUAUUCCGACUGAGGAAUCAAGCUUUGCUUCAGUUGCUUAUCUUCAGCAAAUGUGGUGGUUUGAAGUUGACGGCGAGAUGGAGUUCCCAUUUCCUGUGGGAACUUAUAGUGUGUUCUUCAGACUGCAGUUGGGUCGGACAGCGAAGAGGUUUGGUCGCCGCAUAUGCAACACUGAGCAUGUCCAUGGCUGGGAUCGAAAGCCUGUUCAGUUUCAGCUCUGGACCUCAGACGGUCAGCAUACUUCAUCUCAAUGUAUUUUGAAUGAACCUGGAAGAUGGGUUCAAUACCAUGUUGGGGACUUUGUUGUCGAGAAUGCCAAUGCAAUAACAAAGAUUAAGUUCUCUAUGACUCAAAUCGAUUGUACACACACUAAAGGCGGUCUCUGUUUAGAUUCUGUACAAAUAUACCCUAGAAAAUAUGCGGGCAGGUUAAAGCAUUUUUGAGCAGCAUUUAACCGUUGCAUGUAGGAAGUACAAUAUAAUGUAGAAAGGUAGGGCAUUUUCAACAGUGAGUGGAAAAAAUACCAGUAGUUCUUAGGUCUGGAACCUUUUUUAUGCCAGAGUUUGUGUAUGCUAUUGUCUGUUAGUGUGUAAUUAUCUUUUUUACCCCCUUUCUCUGUAGGAGCUUCAGGAUUGUGAAAUUUGUUCAUGGCUGUGAUGCUUUUCUUCGAUUGUGAGUUUAAUUAUGAUCUUAUUGAGAGUCUUCCUAGAAGAAACAUUUGUAUGUUUGGAUGGCAAUAAAGCCUACCUAAUUUCGGUUUCCCAAUCCAUAGAGAAAUGGAGUCUGUUUUAGUCAUCAA
Messenger RNA from Mangifera indica (mango), 1389 nucleotides. RefSeq names its product F-box protein PP2-A12. The transcript is spliced from 3 exons. The record is from RefSeq and is a predicted model, not a curated record. Gene Ontology annotation, molecular function: protein binding. The coding region runs from base 164 to 1033 and encodes 289 amino acids. Lineage: Eukaryota; Viridiplantae; Streptophyta; Magnoliopsida; Sapindales; Anacardiaceae.